Messenger RNA from Falco peregrinus (peregrine falcon), 7009 nucleotides. RefSeq names its product centrosomal protein 85 like (gene CEP85L). Lineage: Eukaryota; Metazoa; Chordata; Aves; Falconiformes; Falconidae. The transcript has 13 exons. The record is from RefSeq and is a predicted model, not a curated record. Gene Ontology annotation, cellular component: centrosome. Bases 306 to 2663 code for a protein of 785 amino acids.
CAGGGCCGGAGAGGCAGCGGCGGUAGCGCAAUAAAGCAAGUUUUGUCUGCUGCGCGGGGGUGACGAGGUCCCGCCGCCCUCAGCGGUCGCGGCCCGGCACCAUGGCUGCGGCGCCCCUGGGGCAGGCAGCAGCCCCCGCCGCGGCGACAGCCCGCCGCUAACCUCCCUCGGCACUCGGAGCGGCCGCCGCCGCCGGCCAUCCGGGCCGCGGCCGCCCGCCGGGGCCGCCGGAGAGCGUGCAGCGCCGCCUCGCCGCGGCCGGAGAGCGGCGGCCGGCCCGGCCCGGCCCGGCGCGGCGCGGCACCAUGUGGAGCGGGCUGCACCCCCAGCUCGGCUUGCGCGGCUGCAAGGCGGGCUCAGAUUAUUCCUCAGUGGGAUGGUUACCUGGUACUGAAUCCCUGUGGCAGUCCACAACCAUUUCAUCAAGCAGUCAAAGCAAUCCUGUCAGAAGACACAGUAUAGCUUCCGACAGCGGGGACACUGGGAUUGGUACCUCCUGUUCUGAUAGUGUGGAAGAUCAUUCAACUUCAAGUGGUACAUCAUCGUUUAAGCCUAGCCGAUCACUGGUUUCUAUUCCCACUGCCCAUGUGAUGCCGUCUAAUGCCAGCACUUCACUUUCCAAACACAGGGAAGCUUUCAAGUCUGAUGGCUCAAAAUGGAACACAAGCUUUGUACGGUCAGGAGGAGGCAGAAAUCAGGGUGCCCUGGACAACUCUCUUGACAUGAAGGAUGCAAGACCUGUAAGAAAAUGGUCCUCCUUGUCUAAACUCAGCUCACCAAAUACCUUUAGCCAAGAUGGUAGCAGUCAUUCCGUAGACUCCAGGACUAGUACGGACAAAGCUGUGUCACCACAACUAAGGACAAAUGGGCCAAGUUGUCUGCAUGAUAGCAUGGAGUUGCUAAAAAUUGAGGACAAAGAAAUGGGGAAAAAACUAUCUUCUCUACGGGACUGCAAAUACAAAUUUGAAACGUGCAGCAAAGACGACUUUGUUUCAGAUUCCUCACAUAGGAGACAUGCCUUAGACUUGACCUACAGUGCCUUACCUGAAAGCAAACCUACAGCUGCCAGUUGUGAAGCUUUUGGACAGAGAUAUGCAAAUCUGGGACAACAGGCUGUGAGUGGAGCUCCCAUACAGCCAGCAGUGAGAACUCAAAUGUGGCUUAAAGAACAGUUACGUGCAAAUCCGCAGGACUGCAGGACUGCUGAGGAGCCCUACAGCGUUGCUGCAUGGCAUGUGCAGCAGCUUGAAGAUUUUAGAACAGGAGGUGAACAGCCUGUACAGAUUCCAGCUGGCACAUCUCGUCAGAGUUACCCAGCUACCAGCUAUCAGGACUUCAGCAACUGGGAAUCUCUAAUGAAAAUUAAAGAGGGGCUGCUAAGGCAGAAAGAGAUUGUGAUUGAUCGGCAAAAGCAGCAAAUUAACAAUUUGCAUCAGAAGAUAAGGGAGAAUGAAUUACGAGCUCAGCAUGCAAGACUGAGUCAUCUUGUGAACUGUGAAGAACCUUACAUGACUAAUUUACAGCAACCACAGUAUGAGAGCACACCAGUGCAACCUCACGUUUCAGAAAGAUCAACAUCCCACCUUGAGGAGCUUGAGCGAAAGAUUGCAGCAGCUGAGAAUAAGGAAUUACAACUCAGUGAAUUUGUAAAACAAAUUUCAAACAAAGCCAGUGAGGAGAAAAAGAAGAUGGAAGAGAAACUUAAAACUAGAGACCGAUAUAUUAAUAGCCUGAAGAAGAAAUGCCAGAAGGAGUCUGAGCAAAACAAAGAAAAACAAAGACGGAUUGAAACCUUAGAAAAAUACCUAUCUGACCUACCAACACUGGAUGAUAUAGAAAGGCAGACCAAACAGCUGCAAAUUCUAGAAGAGAAGAACAAGCAACUUCAAGAAACUAUGACUGAGUUAGAUAAGAAGCUCGGAGAGGCCCAAUCGCAAUGCAGAGAGAGAGAAUUGCAGCUGGUGUGUCAGAAGAAAAAAGAAAAAGAUCUGGUCACAACAGUACAGAGUUUACAACAGAAAGUUGAAAAAUGCCUGGAAGAUGGUAUUCGCCUUCCCAUGUUGGACACAAAACAGCUUCAGAGUGAGAAUGAAUGUCUCAAAGAGAAGAAUGAGAAAGCCAGUAAGGUCAUAGACAAUCAACAAAAUCAGAUUGCUGGACUGAUUUUAGACGUACAGUCUAUGCAAGAGAAGCUUGUGCAAGAAAAGCUGAUAGUUCAGAAGAUGACAAGUGAGCUUGAAGAAAAAGAAAAGAAUAUAGAGCAGUUAAAUAAAACUGUCACUGAAAACCAAAGACUGAUGGAAGAGAAUGCCUGCCUGAAGGAGCAGAUGCGGCAGGUGGAGCAGUCCAGGCAGCCAGUAUCUGAGAAGAUGCCUAUAGCAGACCAGUUAUUCAAGGAAAUGUCCCAUUGCUUGUUUGACUUGAAAGCACUGUGCAGUAUUCUUACUCAGAGAGCUCAGGGCAAGGAACCUAACCUUUCCUUACUGCUGGGAAUCAGAUCGCUGAGCUGUUCAGCUGAAGAGAAUGAAAAUUACCACAGCACAGAAACCCUUUCAAAGAAGCUGUUGGACGUUCGUCAGUUACGAAAGGAUAUUGAUGAAUUAAGGACUAUAAUGUCAGACCGUUAUGCUCAGGACAUGGGGGACAAUUGCAUUACUCAAUGACAACGUUUCAUCUAGUAGCAAAUGACUUACUAAAUGCUGCUGUGUCACAGGUCUUUGCGUUUCUAUUAAGGAGCCAUAUCGGAAGACUGCAAAUAGCACCACUCAUGCAUCUCUCUGGGACUGCAUUUAAUCUCGGGAGUCUGGGGGUGGGGGGAGAGCCAUCGUUUAAAGAGUGGUACAAACUAUAAGAAAUCUUUUCUCCAAACUACUGAAUGUAGGAACAAACUGUGAAGAAUGAUUCAAUUGGAUACUCUGUUCCUUCAUUAGGGCUCAUUUUAUUACUUCACCUCGUUUCUGGAAUCAGAGCAUCAAAACAGCCGUGCUGCUACUACUCUUCAGUCCCUUCCUUCAUCAGAGGUUUGUAUGGCAUUAUCUGUGCUCUGAAAUGAGAGCAGAGCGUCAAAGGACCUGUACUGUUUGUGGUCAAGCCAGAGGCUUCUGCAGCUGCACUUCACUCUGGAAAUUGCAAUGGGAACAAUCUUGGAGCACUACAAAAAGCAGUGGCUCUUCAAGUUGCCUAAAUAAUUUGAUAGAGGAAGAAUGUUGGUUUUAGUAAUGGAUGUCUAUGUUGUUUGCCCAAUAGCAGAAGAAACCCAAGUUUUAACUCUUUUAUGCAAAUGAAGUCCAUAAAAUAUAGCACUAUCAAAUUGUUUUAAGCACUCUCACACUGCCGUAAGAAGUUUCAAUAGUAUGAAGUCUGUGACAAACCCAGAGAAGCUGGAAAGCAUGAGACUGCAGCAUAGUACGUGGCUGUCAGAGGCUGUAUUUUGGUGUUUGUACCAUACUUAUUUUUCCCUUAGGUCAUCUCCAUUUUAAAAUGUGGCUGGUCUCCAUUCAGUCCAUGAAGGCCUCUGAUGAGGGUGUGAACCACUUCAACCAAAAUGGUUACCAUAGCUACAAAACGGGUGUUUGGCACUUGGCAAAAUCAGGGCUCAGAACAGAAUGUUUCCACUUAGAAGUAUUAAGUACUCAGUUAUCUGAGGACUGCAAAAUUUUCCACGUUGUCUGGGAAUUCUUGAUCUCUCUGUUGAUGUGGGAAGUGAUUACAUUUAAAAAAAAAAUAAGGUUGUGUUCCAUAGUUUAUUCAGUGAGUUUCACUUGGCAGUGCUGUUUCAACCCCAUGGGACGGAUGACAUUAAUACUUCUGAUUUCCUGGAACAUCACUGCAAGUCAGUGCACAGUUAUGCAUGGUGUAAAACAGUAAUUAACUGAAGGAAACAAAAACUUGCAAAGAGCAAAACCACUCUCAGAUCACACUGUUAAAAUAUAUGAGCAUCAGUUACUUAAAGAUCUCUUCCAAUCUAAAUGCUUCUAUAUAUGGUAAUAAAGUUUCAAAAGACUAAGGUGCAAGUCAGUCAACUGACCUGUAGUGUGGAUAACAGCAGGGAUCUCUUAAAAAGCUUAGCAGUUAGAACCAAGUAAAUUCUAGGGUAACAUUUUUAUGGCAAAAGUGUUAGUGUCUUCAGUUUUCUGAUUAUAUUUGUGUUAAUAGAAAAAAAAUGGUAUAGCAAGGUAGACUGGUUACCAGUUUUAACUUGGUGAUCUUUUGCUUUCUGUUCAUUGUUACAGUUACCAUUAAUGUUGUUUUUAUAAUUUAGUGAACUAUUUUUUUUUUAGCUAUAUGGACUUAUUUAUUUGACAGUUUUCUCUAUCCUGAACCUACACAUGGACUAAUUUGUGAAAAAUAGUGUUGCUAUUUAUAUUAUUGCUACAUAGUGGUUUCAGAUAUGUUAAUCUGAUUGGUUCAGCUCCUGUGAGCACUGAAAUAGUGUCUAGGUGAAAUCUUGAGUGAAAUUGCCUAGUGUCUCUACUUCACAGCAAAAAAUGAGGCUAUUUAAUUUUAAAUUUCUCAUCUCUUUUUGUAGGUUUGGAAGUGUACUUUUAUACUAGUGCAAAAGUGAAAGCAAGGAUCUUUUCAGGAAUGGGCUGGCAGUUUCCUGUACCUCUAACAGUAUUGGCUUUUGUGACUAGGGCCUCAGCUCGUUCCUUUGGUGUGUAGUUCCUUGGGUUUGGCCCCGCAGUGAAAUCUACAGUUUAUGGCAUCUGUCUUGUAUCAGAAUUCAACAAUAGGAUUUCAGAUGAUAAACUAGAAGUAUUAGGGAGGGAGGAAACACCUACGUUGCAUGUUAUUAAUUCCUUAGAUGGAAAUGUUGUACCUACAAAAAAAAUUACCAAGUAACACAUUUUUUCUAAAUUUGGUAGAAAUAACAAGGAGUUUAAUAGAGCAAUUAGAGAGGAGCAAGAGAUUUUUUGGGUCACUUUGAACUAUUAAGCUGGUCAUGUGGCUGGAGUGCCUCCACCGUCCCUCCCGUUAAAUAGCGAUACUGUAUUGCAGAGUUGAGAUCAGUAAUUUAUAUUUGCAAAGCACUUCAGGAGCUUUUAAGCUCUUCAAGUGUUAGUUGAAAGGCCCUCAGGAAGGUCGUCCCAUUUUACUUGUAGUACUUUGAUUACCAUGUGGUAAUCUUGCGCUGUAAUAUUUUUAUUACAGAACCUGUAAUAUUUAUGUUGACUUUAAAGCACUUGAUUUUAAAAAAACAACAACUGAGUUUAUCUGCCUCAGUCAAAUUAAAGUAGGGAGGUAGAUGAUGGAUGUAUGAGCCAAAGAUGCGGACUACCAGUUGACUAUCUACAGUGAUACAGUAUUUUGCUUUGAUUUCUUAAAAUUUGGCCUGUUGUAGUAAUAGCAAUUAACAUAUUUGCAUCAGUUUCUGGAUGCCUCUAAAUGGAAUAAGCUUUGUCUAAGAUAUGCAUGACUGUUUAAUUGGUUAAAAUGUAGUGUGUGUGGUCUCAUUCAGCAUAUUUAAUACAGAGUUGAUUAAUGAAUGUUAACAUUGGAAUUGCUUAGAUUCAGUCAUGACAACUUUUUGCUGUAGCUAUUAGACAAUCUCAAGGGCUGAAAAACAACGCUAAUGAAUGGGGACUCUACCGUUCUGGCUGUCAGCAAAUUUGUACCGCAACUUUUUGUAUAGUUUCAGAUUGAAUUUAUACAGUCCUUCAGAAAAUAUUUACAGUAACUACUGUAUUCAAGAAUGUAUUUUGAAAAAGACUUGGAAAGUAACUGUCUUCAGACAAGCUAUAGAUGAUGCUAUGUGUUUACUAUAUAGAAAUAACACAGCUCACUUGUGUAAAUGUGAUUUAGGUUGCUAGCCUCCACUGUGCAGCUUCGUAGUGUGAUGGUUGUGUGAAAUUGUGGAGAUUGCUGUAACCACCCACUCGGGCUCCAGCAAUUGAAACUGCUGGUGACCCUGAGGUCAUUACAGGAGCUGAAAUGUCUUCCUUUUAACUUCAAAAGGUUUCCUUCCUUCCUUUGCCCUCACUGCCCGCCUCUUGUGUCAGACGGUUUUUUGGAUGUUUUUCUUUCAGGGUAAGAGCACAAGGAAAAGAACCCUUACUCUGCAACCUGCUGCCCUAGCAUGGGCAGCAACAGCACACUGCAUGGGCAUAAUUUGCUCCAGUUUCCCUUGUCCUCAUCAAUGAUGUUACACAGGUGGAGUUGGAGGUAUAAUUGGGCUCUUUUCAUUGAUGUGACUAGUUCUGUCAUGAGCAGGGAAAAGAUCUUCUGAAUAAUCUGCAUUCUUAGACUGCAAACAAAUCAAUGGUGGUUAUCUAAAGGAAUGUUUUAUUCUGGUAGCUCAUUAGCAAUAUUAAUUCCACAGCUGCAUACCUUUGUGCCUUUUUUGCCUGACCUAAGUGUAUAUUCCCCUGUAAGUUGUUAGGAUGCUGAUGACUGCACCUUGUUUUCUUCUUACCUGCUGAUAUUUUGUUAAUAAGCUUUUGUAGUAAGGACUCUUGCAUGUCAUCUAGAAACAGAAUUACUUAAACUAGGUACUAGGUGCACACUUGGAAUGUUAGGCUGGUCAUAGUAUGCAGCUUUUUUCCAUAUGAAGCGUGAGCUGGAAUCUCAUCACAAUGUGUAUAUUAAUUACAGUAUAUCAUUAGUUCAGUGGGGAGGAGUGUCUGGAGCUAUCUUUUAAAAGCACAGCUGACAUAUGUACUGGAUCAGUCCCUGAAGACUGGUAGUUUUGUAAAUUGGGUUCAAUUUUUGAACCGCUCAGAAUACCUCAUAUGUAAAUAGAGUUGUCAUGACUUAAUCACAAUGUGUUUGUUCAUUGUAAAAAGUAAAAGAGCCACUGGCUGGCUCAGCUUUAGGCUUGUUGUUCUUGCCUCUUUUUGUAAUUUUUUUUAAAGUAGGGUUUACAGCUAGAAUUUUGAAUGCCAAAGUUCUAUUUAUUAAAUAAUAAUAAAAGUUUUCAUUGUUAAUGACUGGUAUUUUUCCACUGGAAUUUCUUUGUUGAUGUUUGGGAUUUGUAUCCACAGAGCAAAAAUAAAUUUUGUUACAAAAGUGA